GAUUCAAGUGAUUAUUUAGACAUGGAAGGACAGGACCAGAACAAGAAAAUAAAGAAAUCUGAUGUUGGAAAGGCGAGGAAACGGCAAUACAAUGAAGAAAACUGGAAGAAAACGAAAGCUAAAUUAGCAAGAAACCAACCAAAAGGACAACCACGGAUGCCAAGCUGUGGACACACAAAAAGUGCUUCCUACAAAUGCGACCAACUGUCUAGAAGGGACAUUGAACAUUUCCAUAGAAUAAUUUAUGCAAAGCCAGACAAAAUCUACCAAGACUCCAUGAUGUUGAAGUAUUGCAGCGUGUCAGCACCCAAAAGAAGCCGCGUGGAAAAAGUGGGAAGUUCGAGAAAAGGUAUGGCUGUAACUUACUCUGUCAAAAAAGCGACCCAUGCUCCUGGAGUUCCUUCAUCAGUGCCAGUGAAACUGAUUUAG
Nilaparvata lugens (brown planthopper) is the source of this 429-nucleotide messenger RNA. RefSeq lists its product as uncharacterized. Bases 22 to 429 code for a protein of 135 amino acids. The transcript is spliced from 3 exons. The record is from RefSeq and is a predicted model, not a curated record. Lineage: Eukaryota; Metazoa; Arthropoda; Insecta; Hemiptera; Delphacidae.